Messenger RNA from Parnassius apollo (apollo), 606 nucleotides. The record is from the annotation of a GenBank genome assembly. NCBI's taxonomy places the organism in Eukaryota, Metazoa, Arthropoda, Insecta, Lepidoptera, Papilionidae.
UUGGAUUUUUCCAAGAUGUCAACUUGGAGAAUAAAGGAAGAGCCGCCCGCAGACUUCGUCAGCCAGCUUUAUGCUGAUGAUAAUGAAGAUCUUGCGGAGGACAGUGAAUUCGAAUCAUAUGAUGAUGAGGAGGAAGCCGCGCGCGCGUUGUCACCUGAGGCUCUACCUUACUCUCCUCUUACAUCACCUGGACGUCACGAUCAGCCCGGUAAUGAUGUGGAAGCAGUUGGAUUCAAGGAAGAGAAUCGUUUCCCUACCACAUCUCCGGAAGGCCGUGACAGGUCUCCUAUUAGACCAUACCCGCCAUGUGCAUUAGAACCAAGGGUGGUUAUUGAAAUAUUAGAUGAAGACGGCGGCGUGGAUGACGUCAUGGACGACGUAUUUUUAGCUCCGGAUGCCCAUGCAAUUCAUCAACACAUAAGCUGCAUGAUCAUCUUGCUUUCCGUCUUCAACUUGUCGAUUCCAUCCUCACCCACCAUUUAUCACGCUGUCCGCAAAGACGAAUGUUCAAUGCGUCCUCGUCCAGAUCUGCGCAUCAACAACCUAUUAGAAACACUCUUUCUGCACAUUGGCCUGCUCCACUGGAUCAAACUGACAGCAGCAUAA